Messenger RNA from Talaromyces stipitatus ATCC 10500, 450 nucleotides. RefSeq names its product clock-controlled protein, putative. NCBI's taxonomy places the organism in Eukaryota, Fungi, Ascomycota, Eurotiomycetes, Eurotiales, Trichocomaceae. Gene Ontology annotation, molecular function: structural constituent of cell wall. Gene Ontology annotation, biological process: fungal-type cell wall organization. The record is from RefSeq and is a predicted model, not a curated record. The transcript is spliced from 3 exons. Gene Ontology annotation, cellular component: fungal-type cell wall. Bases 1 to 450 code for a protein of 149 amino acids.
AUGCGUUUCACUGCUGCUUCCAUCGUCGCUUUCGCUGCUGGUGCUCUCGCCUCGGCCAGCUCCAGUGCCCCCGUCAUUACGGAGGUUAUCACUUCCUACGAGACUUACUGCCCUGAGGCUACCACCUUUGUUGCUGGUAGCUCGACUGUGCACGUUACUGCUCCUGGUACCAUCACUCUCACCGGCUCUUACACCGUGACUCGUCCUCUGUUAUCUUCCACCGUCACCAUCUGCAACUCCUGCAGCGCUGGUCCUACCGCCCCGGUCCCCGGCCCCGUCGGCACCGGCUCCCCCAAGCCCUGGUCCAGCAGCCCCGUCGUCCCUGGUGCCCCCGGAACGACCUCCACCACCGGCGUCACGCCCGCCUUCACUGGCGGCGCUUCCCACGUUGCUGCGGGUGCGGGUGCAGGUCUCGCCGCUGUUUUCGGUGCUGCUGCUUUCUUGCUUUAA